Molecule: messenger RNA, 1119 nt
Organism: Populus euphratica (Euphrates poplar)
Lineage: Eukaryota; Viridiplantae; Streptophyta; Magnoliopsida; Malpighiales; Salicaceae
Product: ras-related protein RABC1-like
Exons: 7
Coding region: 243-872 (209 amino acids)
Molecular function (GO): GTPase activity; GTP binding
Source: RefSeq, a predicted model, not a curated record
UUAAAAAAAUAUCUACACUAUAUUUUGGUUCUCCAUCAUCUUUUAACUGUGGAUUCCCCUUCUCUUUCACAUUCCUUUUCAUAAUUCUCAGAGCACUCUCUCUCUCGCUAUCCCUCUCUGCAAACCCACCGCCUGAAUUUUAACAAUUUUUUCAGAAGUCAUUACCUUUCAGGGUGACCUAGGGCACAUUGUAGUGUUGGAGGAGCUGAGAUUUUAUUGGUUUUAGUUGAGAUAAUAUUUUAAUGGAUUCCAGUUCGAGUUCUCCGGAGUUUGAUUACCUGUUCAAGUUGUUAAUGAUCGGAGAUUCUGGUGUCGGGAAAAGCAGUCUCCUUUUGAGUUUCACAUCUGAUACCUUUGAAGAUCUCUCCCCCACCAUUGGUGUUGAUUUUAAAGUAAAAUUUGUGAAUAUUGGAGGGAAAAAGCUGAAACUUGCGAUAUGGGAUACAGCUGGUCAGGAAAGAUUUAGAACAUUGACGAGUUCAUACUACAGAGGGGCCCAAGGGAUCGUUAUGGUCUAUGAUGUAACUCGACGAGACACAUUUACCAAUCUCUCUGAGAUAUGGGCUAAGGAAAUUGAUCUAUAUUCAACAAAUCAAGAUUGCAUCAAGCUGCUUGUUGGAAACAAGGUUGACAAGGAAAGUGAUCGGGUGGUAACAAAAAAGGAGGGCAUAAACUUUGCUAGGGAAUAUGGAUGCCUCUUUAUUGAAUGCAGUGCUAAAACUCGCGUCAAUGUACAGCAAUGUUUCGAAGAGCUUGUUCUAAAGAUUUUAGAUACACCCAGUCUACUGGCUGAGGGCUCCAAAGGUGUGAAAAAGAACAUCUUUAAUGAGAAGCGUCCACAACCUGAUGCGUCCACUAGCAGUUGUUGCUGAUUUGGUCUAGUUUAUCUUUGCAUCAUUUCCAGAUCUCUAACAAAAGUGGUGAUGGUGAUCCCUCUCCAAAUCCUGAAGAAAUAGUUUUUAUUCAACUAUUGUUUUUGUCUUCAUGAAUUGAAAGUCACAUGUAAUAUAGUAGACUUGUGAAUGCUUUUAUUUGAUUUCUACACUCUUUCUGGUACAUUGAACUACUUCUGAUAAGUGAUGACAAAUUGAAGUUUGGAAACAGAUUGCUGUUAUGUUC